Molecule: messenger RNA, 2042 nt
Organism: Sorex araneus (European shrew)
Lineage: Eukaryota; Metazoa; Chordata; Mammalia; Eulipotyphla; Soricidae
Gene: ARL6IP1
Product: ADP ribosylation factor like GTPase 6 interacting protein 1
Exons: 6
Coding region: 123-734 (203 amino acids)
Source: RefSeq, a predicted model, not a curated record
GGGGGCUGACGGGAAGGGGCGGCGGGGCUAUAUAAGCGGCGUGCGGGGCGGCCCCCGGCGCUGGGGUCGCAGCGCGGGGCCAACGUCUGUGCUGCGUGUGCGCGGCGGCUCGGCGGGGGACCAUGGCGGAGGGCGACAAUCGCAGCACCAACCUGCUGGCCGCAGAGACCGCCAGCCUGGAGGAGCAGCUGCAGGGCUGGGGCGAGGUCCUGCUGCUGGCCGACAAGGUCCUGCGCUGGGAGCGAGCCUGGUUCCCGCCCGCCGUCACGGCCGGGGUGUCCCUGCUGUUCCUGACUGUCUACUAUCUCGACCCAUCCGUCCUGUCUGGAGUUUCCUGUUUCGUCAUGUUUCUGUGCUUGGCCGACUACCUUGUCCCCAUUCUCGCACCGAGGAUUUUUGGCUCCAACAAGUGGACCACCGAGCAGCAGCAGCGGUUCCAUGAGAUCUGCAGCAGCCUGGUGAAGACGCGCCGCAGGGCCGUGGGCUGGUGGAGGCGCCUCUUCACGCUCAAGGAGGAAAAGCCGAAAAUGUACUUCGUGACCAUGAUCGUCUCCCUGGCGGCCGUGGCGUGGGUGGGACAGCAGGUGCACAACCUUCUGCUCACCUACCUGAUCGUGACCUUCUUGCUGCUGCUUCCCGGGCUGAACCAACACGGGAUCAUCUCGAAGUACAUCGGGAUGGCCAAACGGGAGAUCAACAAGCUCCUCAAGCAGAAAGAGAAGAAAACCGAGUAAGGGGCUCUGCAGGGCCCCAGCCCCCAUGGCAUGCGCACUGUCCUCGGGAAGCCUCUGCUCUGCCGCCUGGAUGCCGGAAUCUUCCCGAAGCAGCUCCCCGCGCCCCCUCCCCCCUCCCCUAGUUGGUAGAAAGGCAGCCCUGCAGCCUCGGCGGGGGCCGCCCCCUCCCCGCGGGGCCUUUCUCGGACCACUCCCCUGCUGUAGGACCUGUGUUUGCGUUUUCCUGCCCAGCCGUCAGCUGGGUCCCUCCUUUGAAGUCAUCCCCUCCAAGGUUGGGUCAACGUCCCAGCUGGUCUUGGCUUUCGUUAGAGACGUGGUGGGGGGUCGCGGGUGCUGCUGCCUGUCCCCCCGGCCUGUGUGGGAAGCCGGGCUGACCGCUUCCGAUGCCGGAGACCCAGUGAGGCAUUCCUGCUCCCGUGGCUAAGGGGCAGCCCCUCUCAGGCCCCCGGGUCCCAUCUCUCCCCUGCCUUCCCCCGUCGGACCUCACGUCAAUCCGUGCAGGCUUAUGGAUAGGAAACUUCCAGAAGGGCGGCGUCCUGAGUCUCUUGACUCACGUCCAGGCCCUUAACUCGAACACCAGCCGUUAUAGAACAAAAGUCUCUGUCUGCUCGGUCCCGAUGCACAUCAGUGGCGGACAGCCUUCCUGCUGCGGCUAGAGUCUCCUGGUAGCGCUUCCUCCCCGAGUGCCCGGCCAUGCUGGGCCGCUUUGGGCCCUUCCCACCAGGAAGAGGGGGUGGCUGUGUGGGUGGGGCCUGGGCUGCCCACAGGCCCGGGACUCCCUGCAGAGCUGUCCUAGAGCCCCCCAGCCCCCCACCCCCCCCCCCCCGCCCCAUCCCCAUCCAGUAGCCAGACCUGUAGAGCAGGUGAAACUGUAGGAAUGAGCCUCCGAGCUGACAAUGUGAGGAUUUGGGAACAAUUCUUCAGCCCGGAUUAAGUAGCUGUAAUAGAGUUCUGUGAACGCGUCGCACUGAAGCCGCCAGGCCGGGCCUUGUAGCUGCUCCCUCAGCGAGCGCCGUCUCUGCCCCUCCGUCCUGCUGUGGACAGGCCCCCGCGUCGUCCAGGUUUCUCGGUGGUUGUGUUGUUUUUUUUUCCUUUUUUAUGUGUCCUGUGUAAACUACCAACUACCUUCAGGGUACACGUGUCUCUCGCCAUUGUAAAUAAGCCUGUCUUCCUACUGGAUUCUUUGUGUGUGUAUGUGUGCGUGUGCGCGUGUGUAUGUUUGACCAAUUAACUCCUUUUGCGGUUUGAUCGCUGUUACUUCUACUUGGUUUCAUGUCAAAGGGGAAACAUUAAAAGAGCUGGAAUCCC